Molecule: messenger RNA, 1838 nt
Organism: Chaetomium strumarium
Lineage: Eukaryota; Fungi; Ascomycota; Sordariomycetes; Sordariales; Chaetomiaceae
Exons: 4
Coding region: 147-1517 (456 amino acids)
Biological process (GO): peroxisome fission
Cellular component (GO): peroxisomal membrane
Source: RefSeq, a predicted model, not a curated record
GCAUCAACUACGGUACUUGUGUAGGCUAGUGAAGCUAAGGCUCACUGAUUUGCACCUCACAAGGAAAUAAUUCAAUCCACCUUCAGUUACAUACCUUGACUCUAAGUUUAUAUUCUUCCGGACCCACGGAAGGACAGCCCUUGGCAAUGACAGUCCAAGUCAGCACGUUCGAGCAGUUUGUCAAGUUCGGGACUGAUGCAUAUGGCCUGGAACGUCUGCUCCGUCUCAUCCAAGCUCUCACCCAGCUCCUGCUCUCACUCCCUGCCCUUCGGCUGCUCCUCCUCCAUCCCCUCCUCUCUGCUCCGUCCUACUCAGCCGUUGCCCCGGUCGUCCUUCAAGCACUCCGCAAACGCAUCGCUUCCAUCCGCCAGGCCUUUCGCAUCUUCCGCUUCCUCGACUCUUUCUCAUCUGCCUGGUCAGUUUGGUCACUUCCUCCGCAUCCCGAUGCAGCGGGAAGUGGUUUUGUGGCAGCGAGGGUCGAGAGGUGGAUGGACUUUGGCGCAAAGUCCUUUACGGGCAUGUACCUGCUGCUCGAGAGUCUGACUGUUGCCGAGUCGCUGGCUGUGCCUGGCUUGAGCCUCUGGGGUGAGCAGAGGGCGGCGGAGCUGGCGAUGGAUGGACAGAGGUUUUGGUUUGUCGGCUUGGUUUGUGGCCUUCUUGCUGGCGUUUUGCGACUGACGGCUAAGGAGUAUGUUACGGGAGGGACGGUGGCUGACAAGCGGUCACAGCGAGAGGUGGAGAAGGGAAAGGGAAGGAAGAGGAGAGUUUUCAGGAGGGUGGUGGCAGAUGCGCUGGAUCUGGCUGUUCCUGGGCAGAGAUCGAACCUUCCGGAGCAGCGGCGAUUGAUCUUCACCGAAAACGAAGUUCUGCACGAGUAUGACGCGGGCGUGCUAUGGCGGGAAACUGUCUUCACCGAACACCCAGCCCUGCCCUCGAUGCAGUUCAGGGUUCCGUCAUGCGAGUCGAGCACGAUUCUGCAGCUCUCUUCGCUCGUCAAGCACAGCAUCCUGUCGGCGGAAAGAAACCCGGGCCGCGACCCGUCUGAUGUCGAGGUCACCGACGCGCGCGGAAAAGCGACCUCACCAGGAUUGAGCUUCAAGAGCGGGUUGAACGAUUGGUCUCAACCCAAUACCGUUGUCUAUCGAUGGGAUCCCCCAAUAGGCCAGACGGAAAACACUACCGGGCUCUAUCCACUCAUUGCCUUAGAGGAUAAGGGCAUCGGAAUCGAACGGAGAUAUCUCCAUAUUGACGCUAUCGACAAAGUAGACGGCUGGGCCCGAGAGCUAGACAACAUGCUCGUGCUUUCCGCAGAGACCAUGCACGUAACCAUCUCUGCCGAGGGCGAGCCGCUUCGUUGGGAUACUGACACUCGCCGCUAUACCAUCGGCAGCUUUGAUGGUGGAAACGGACAUCACGACCGGUAUAUCACGCCGCUUGGGUCUGUACGGCAUAGCAAAAGAAUCCUGGGAUCUCGCGGGCACAGCUGUGCGGACCGUCUAUUUGUGCUGACGGUCUAAGGCGGCCGGAAAAGCAGCCAUGAAGAGGCGUCGUGGAUUUAUCAUGUGAGGACGGCUGCAUCUACAGAUCGUUGACUCCUGUAUAGCAAGUUAGUAUCCCGCAUGGACUACACUCGUCUCCGCUGUAUUAGGUGCGCAGUACUUGGGUACAAUACCCCACGCAAGGUACAGUACCUACACUGAAGCUUAGCAGUGCGAGGGUUUGCUAACCAAACCGCCACCUAAUACUGCUACCCCAAGACGAGUGCAUCAACGGCAGCAAAUAGACCUAACUGGACCGCCCUCCGGUGCUCGUCAUACAACGAAACGCCGGUACAGCAC